GAUGGCAAGAUGUUGCGGUGUUGCAGAUGCAGAUUGCGCAAAUGUUUGGCAUUUACGUUUGUGAUUUUCUGUGCUUCUGUGUGCAUCUUAUUUUCGGUUUUGCAGUCAUUUGACGACCAGGACUUCUACUGGGAUGAUGGAGCUAAUGGUUUUCAGCAGCAGUUCCAGCUUUUUGAUCAUGUCGACUAUGGAGGAGAACUCAUUUCAAAAAAUGGCACAGACCAGCACGACAGCAAUAACGUGAAUGUCUCCGGCAUGGACAUCAAAGUACCCAUCCUGCUUUGGUGGACCCCCUUCACCGGCGAGCGAGGCAAGGUCAAGACGUGCGGGGCCGACCACUGCUUCUUCACAGUGGACCGACACUUCAGGGACCACCCCAAGACCAAGGCCUUUCUAUUCUACGGCACCGACUUCCGGCCCAGGGACCUCCCUCUGCCCCGGAAGAAACACCACGAGUGGGCCCUGCUCCACGAGGAGUCGCCCAAGAACAACUACGUGCUGUCCCACGGAGAGUGCCUGACGCUCUUCAACCACACGGCUACCUUCAAGCGCGAGUCAGACUUCCCCAUCACCACCCAGUACUUGGAGAAACUCUCCGAUUUGACGAGUACCAAGUAUCUUGUCCCCACACAGUUGAAGAGCACUGGUGGGUUAGCCCCUUUGGUUUAUGUCCAUUCUGACUGCGACCCACCGUCCGAUCGGGAUAGAUACGUUAAAGAGCUUAUGAAGUACAUACCCAUAGACUCCUAUGGGCAAUGCUUACACAACAAGGAUUUGCCGCCUGAACUGGUUGAUCCGCUCACCAUGCACAGUGAGGGGCUGUAUAAGAUCCUGGCACAAUAUAAAUUCAAUCUUGCCUUUGAAAAUGCAAUAUGCAAUGACUACAUUACAGAAAAACUCUGGCGCCCUCUGGUGCUGGGGUCAGUGCCAGUCUAUAGGGGGUCCCCGAGUGUUCGGGAUUGGCUACCAGACAAUCAAUCAGCUGUCAUCGCCGAUGACUUCUCCAGUCCCAAAGAACUGGCCACUUAUCUCAACCGCCUUGUCAGCAACAACAUAGAAUACGACAAAUAUUUGAAUUUCAAGAAAGUCGGUGUAGCGAACCGCAGGCUCAUUCAAACCAUGGAGGCCAGAAAGUGGGGCGUGAACAACGACAAUCUCCCAAACUUCAUCGAUGAGUUUGAGUGCUUCGUUUGCGCCCGGGUUCACGAGAACCUGAAACGCGCCGCUCUGCGUCUAUCGCUCAAAACAUUCCAGGCAUCGGAAGAUCACUAUAACUGUCCGAGACCGAGAGCGUACAACAACCUCCAGAGUUUCUGGAGUCCCAUUGAGCUGUAUCUUCAGAUGUAUGACAGGGACAAGAAGAAAGCGAAGGCACUCAGAAAGCUUGUCCAAGCAGGGCGAGAAUUCUCUCUGAAAGAAUUCAGGGAAUUAGCAUCUGAAUAAACAUGUUCCAUCUAAAAGAAAAUCAGUUGAAAAGUUUAUUUCCAAAUGCAGCCAGUACCAUUUGGUACCCAUUAGAAUCCCAUCUUUUCUUAGUUGCCGAAAAUCAAUUUCAUUGGAUUCUACGUAGUUAAUCACAACUCAAUACAGCAAAAAGUGAAAUGAACUUUACUGUCUAUGUUGUUCUUAUUCUCCUGUGAUCUGAACAGUCAAAUCCUCUCUCAAAAUGCAUUUAUUUGAGUAGAAUCCUUGAGAGGGGUCUAAUCUGAAACUAAAGUUUCAUAUGUUUCAAAUGGGUAUUUGGCAUUUUGGAAAUAAACUUUUCCAGUACUUUUCAAGUUAAGAACCCCUCUGCGGUAAACUAAGGAAGUCCUGAAGGGACCUCUUUUUUUAAAUUUUGAAUUUCAUUUUUGAAUUGUCCACCACGAUCAAGGCAAGCAAUGUAUAUGCAUUACUUUCUUGUAUUCCAGUUUUCUCUAGGUAAACAAGAGACAGACAUCACCCUCGCUCAAUUUCCAAAGUGUUGGAUUGAAAACUAGAAUUUGGUUUGUGGAGCCCUUGAUUUUCAUUUGUGGUCAUGUAUGACAAAUGGAGAUGUAAGCAGCUGUAACUUUGUGUGUUUUCUCAUACUCUUUCCCAGGAAUGUAUUAUACAAAUACAUCAUUGUUUGAGGGGAAGUAGCGGGAAUUACUGGUCCCGAGGUUGUAGGUAACCUUGACUACCUCCUGAUGCAAAGUAGAGGGAGGUAGUCAAGCUGACCUACACCGAGGGAUCAGUAAUUCCCACAAUUUUCCCGAAAUAAACCAUGCUGUAUUUGUUUUACUACAUUUCAUAAAUAUUCAAACAGAAGUCUCACGUU
Molecule: messenger RNA, 2299 nt
Organism: Acanthaster planci (crown-of-thorns starfish)
Lineage: Eukaryota; Metazoa; Echinodermata; Asteroidea; Valvatida; Acanthasteridae
Gene: fut10
Product: fucosyltransferase 10
Cellular component (GO): Golgi membrane
Molecular function (GO): alpha-(1->3)-fucosyltransferase activity
Source: RefSeq, a predicted model, not a curated record